This is a messenger RNA of Procambarus clarkii (red swamp crayfish), 462 nucleotides long. The record is from RefSeq and is a predicted model, not a curated record. NCBI's taxonomy places the organism in Eukaryota, Metazoa, Arthropoda, Malacostraca, Decapoda, Cambaridae.
AUGGUGGGUGGUGAUAAUGGAGCGGUGGUUGGUGAUAAUGGAGCAGUGGGCGGUGAUAAUGGAGCGGUGGUUGGUGAUAAUGGAGCAGUGGGCGGUGAUAAUGGAGCGGUGGUUGGUGAUAAUGGAGCGGUGGUUGGUGAUAAUGGAGCUGUGGUUGGUGAUAUUGGAGUAGUGAGCGGUGAUAAUGGAGCGGUGGUUGUGAGCGGUGAUAAUGGAGCGGUGGUUGGUGAUAAUGGAGCGGUGGUUGGUGAUAAUGGAGCGGUGGGCGGUGAUAAUGGAGCGGUGGUUGGUGAUAAUGGAGCGGUGGGCGGUGAUAAUGGAGCGGUGGGCGGUGAUAAAGGAGCGGUGGGCGGCCAUUGCCAGCUGUGGAGGGUCAACAAGAAAGGAGGCAGCCGCCGCCCGUGGUUGACUCAGGUAUUAAGAACACAGUCCGGCUCACUGGACCACUGCCGUGACUGGUGA